UGUGUCCAUCCAACAUCAUAAGCUGAAGGUGUGGCUGUUGGGCUGUGCAAGAAGCAUCUCAUCCACCUAGUCAUCCAGGAGUGGACCAUGGCCAAGCCUGGGGGAAUCGCGUGGCCACCGUUCAUCUUCACCCCCAUCUGCCUAAUGCUGAAUGUAAAUCUCAUCUUCUGGAUCGCAGCACUGGCUGUUAGAUUCACCAUCAUCAACUGCCAACAAGUACAACACACAAUAGUCACUACAAAUUACGGGAAGCUGCGUGGAUUAAAAACUCCAUUACCAAACGAAAUCCUGGGACCAGUGGAACAGUACCUAGGCAUCCCGUAUGCAUCUCCACCAACGGGGGAAAGGAGAUUCCAGCCUCCAGAGCCUCCGUCCUCUUGGCCAGGCAUCCGAAACGCUACACAGUUUGCACCCGUCUGUCCGCAGUACCUGGAAGACAGGUUUCUGCUCAACGACAUGUUGCCCGUGUGGUUUACAGCCAAUUUGGAUACAGUCGUAACCUAUGUGCAAGACCAAAAUGAAGACUGUCUUUACUUAAAUAUCUACGUUCCAACAGAGGAUGGUAGGUCUCCCUUGAGCAAGAGUCAAGACGAUGAUAUAACCAGUUAUGAUGGUGGUGAAGAUGAAGACAUUCAUGAUGAGAAUGGCUUGAAGCCAGUCAUGGUCUACAUUCAUGGUGGAUCUUAUAUGGAAGGUACUGGGAACAUGAUUGACGGCAGUGUCCUGGCAAGCUACGGCAACGUUAUUGUGGUCACAAUCAACUACAGGUUAGGAGUUCUGGGCUUUCUAAGCACGGGAGACCAAGCCGCAAAGGGUAACUAUGGACUACUGGACCAAAUUCAGGCGCUGAGGUGGAUUAAAGAAAACAUUCAGGCUUUCAAAGGGGAUCCCAAAAGGGUCACAAUAUUUGGGUCUGGUGCUGGAGCAUCUUGUGUAAGCUUGCUCACACUUUCCCACUACUCUGAAGGUAAAUAUCUAUUUCAGAAAGCCAUCAUCCAGAGCGGCACAGCACUGUCCAGCUGGGCAGUGAACUACCAGCCUGCCAAAUAUACCCAGAUGCUGGCAGAGAAGGUUGGCUGCAACAUGCUUGACACUAUAGAUUUGGUGGAGUGCCUCCAGAACAAGAACUACAAAGAACUCAUAGAGCAGUACAUCACUCCUGCAAAGUACCACAUUGCUUUCGGACCGGUCAUUGACGGUGAUGUUAUACCAGACGACCCGCAGAUCUUGAUGGAGCAGGGCGAGUUCCUGAAUUACGAUAUAAUGCUGGGCGUCAACCAGGGAGAAGGAUUUAAGUUCGUGGAUGGCAUUGUGGACAGUGAAGAUGGUGUGUCCGCCAACGAUUUUGAUUUUGCUGUGUCAGACUUUGUCGAUCACCUGUACGGCUACCCGGAAGGGAAGGACACUCUCCGGGAAACCAUUAAAUUCAUGUACACAGACUGGGCUGACAAAGAGAACCCAGAGACCCGGAGGAAGACAUUAGUUGCACUCUUCACAGACCAUCAGUGGGUUGCGCCAGCCGUGGCCACAGCAGAUCUGCACGCUCAGUAUGGCUCACCCACUUACUUCUACGCAUUCUAUCAUCACUGCCAGAGUGACAUGAAGCCCAGCUGGGCAGACUCAGCACACGGAGAUGAGGUUCCUUAUGUCUUUGGAAUCCCGAUGAUUGGCCCCACAGACCUCUUCAACUGCAACUUCUCCAAAAAUGAUGUGAUGCUAAGUGCAGUCGUCAUGACUUACUGGACUAACUUUGCCAAAACAGGUGAUCCAAACCAGCCUGUACCCCAGGACACAAAAUUCAUCCAUACGAAACCGAACCGCUUUGAGGAAGUGGCCUGGUCCAAAUACAAUCCUAAGGAUCAGCUGUACCUCCACAUUGGUCUGAAGCCCAGGGUCAGGGACCACUAUAGAGCUACCAAGGUUGCCUUCUGGUUGGAACUUGUGCCCCACUUGCACAACAUAAACGAGCUGUUCCCUUACGUGUCGACGACAACCAAGAUCCCGCCGCAGGAUACCACCCCCUACCUGUGCACUAAACGUUUCCCUGGGAAAACGUGGCUCUCCACUACACGCCACCCAGUCGUUCCUCCUGCUAACACCAAGCAGGUGACCGACCAGCGAAAGUCAGGGGAGCCUGAAGAGAACACCAUCAUAGUGGAGAAUAAGCGUGAUUACUCCACAGAGCUGAGUGUCACCAUCGCUGUAGGUGCCUCGCUGCUCUUCCUCAACAUAUUGGCCUUCGCUGCGCUUUACUACAAAAAGGACAAGAGACGCCAUGAGUCGAAUCGGCGACCCAGCCCCCAGGCAAACGCCGCCAACGAUGUGGCUCACAUCCAAAAUGAGGAGAUUAUGUCCCUGCAGAUGAAGCAGAUGGAGCAUGAGCAUGGGUGUGAGGCCCUGCAGGCUCAGGACACCCUACGGCUCACCUGCCCACCUGACUACGCCUUCACCCUACGCCGCUCCCCAGAUGACAUCCCCCUUAUGACUCCAAACACAAUCACUAUGAUCCCCAAUUCAUUGGCUGGGAUGCAGCCCAUGCAUACUUUCAACACCUUCAGUGGCCCUCAGAACAGUACUAAUCUCCCCCAUGGGCAUUCUACAACAAGAGUAUAG
This is a messenger RNA of Scleropages formosus (Asian bonytongue), 2613 nucleotides long. RefSeq names its product neuroligin-4, X-linked-like. The transcript is spliced from 7 exons. Gene Ontology annotation, cellular component: membrane. The record is from RefSeq and is a predicted model, not a curated record. Bases 88 to 2613 code for a protein of 841 amino acids. NCBI's taxonomy places the organism in Eukaryota, Metazoa, Chordata, Actinopteri, Osteoglossiformes, Osteoglossidae. Gene Ontology annotation, molecular function: neurexin family protein binding.